UCGCCUACAGGGAAAAAAGGACAGGAUAACCGUUAGGACAUGCGCACUUCGCCCUCAGGAAAAUAAUUGCGUCAACUUUCUUGUUUUGGAGUUUUCCUCGUCUGUGUUUUUUUGUGUUGACAGGUGAAGAGUGAAGAUGAAUGAGGACGCGUUCGAGGUCCCGGAGAGGACCGAGUACCGCCACCUGGUCCAGGAGGAGGGGGAGGAGGAGCCGCAGUUUGUGCGUCACAGACACUACAUCAGCCCUCUGCUGGUGCUCUCCAGACGCGGCAUCUUCAUCAUCUGCCUCGGCGUGCUCGGUCUGCUCUCGCUCGCCAACUACCUGGGCGACGUCGCGCAGACGCUGCCGCCUGGCCUCGCACAGGUGACCACGGACUGCGGAGAGUUUCGAGGAAGACACAAAGAUGGAGCGUACUCCUUCAAAGGAAUGCGCUACGCUGCUCCGCCCGUCGGUGACCUGCGUUGGGCCCCGCCAGCUGAUCCAGAGUGCAGGAGCGAGCUGGCAGACGCGGGGGAAUUCGGCAGCUCGUGCGCUCAGGCAAGACCUAUGACGAGCACGGGGAAGGAGAUGGGUCAGGAGGACUGUCUCUUCAUCAACGUGUGGACGCCCUCGCUGCAGCCGGAGGCCAAGCUGCCCGUCGUGGUGUGGAUUCACGGAGGAUACCUGAUGAUGCUCAGUGGAGGAGAGCAGGGAUACUCGCCCACAGAGAAGCUCUCCGCAGACACCGGGAUAGUUUACGUCAGCUUCAACUACAGACUCAACGCCUUCGGGUUCCUGGCGCUGGAGCUCCUGAGAGAAGGUUCUCCAAAGAAUAACUCAGGGAACUAUGGCUUCAUGGACCAGAUCGCAGCUCUGAAGUGGGUCCAGAGGAACAUCCACGUGUUUGGAGGAGAUCCUGGGAAAGUCACCAUUCUUGGACAGAGCGCAGGUGGGACGUCAGUCCGCGUCCUCAUGAUGUCACCUCUGGCGAAGGGUCUCUUCCACGGGGCGGUGGACGUGAGCGGCUCGUACGUCAGGAACAGCACACUGGAACAGGCCGAGUCCGACAACCUGGUGUUUCUGAGGAAGACGGGCUGCAAAGACCUGACCUGCCUCAGAGGACUGCCCAUCAAACGGAUCCUGGAGGCCGUCCCGUGGGAGGAGUAUCCGUCCUGGUCAAUAGAUCUAUCAGACCUCCCCGUCAGAGGAAUCUUCGCCGGUCAGAUCGUCGUGACGGACGGAUACGUCCUGGAAGGUAACCCUUUCGAGGUGUGGGAGAAGAAAGGAGACUACAAUGACGUCCCCUUUGUGAUCGGGACGACGGAGCAGGAAGCCGACGUCAGUCCUCACUCUCCGAACAUCACCAUGUGGACGUGGGGGGACUACCACUGGUUUGUGAGAGAAAAUCUUCAGACCUUCUCUGAGAGUCUUCCCAAUGACGUGUUGGACCUAUAUCCAAGCUCCCAACCCUGCCCCACCACAGACCGCUGUCCAGAGAGGGCUUACACCACCAUGGUGUCCGACGUCAGGAGCACCUGUCCCAACAACGACCUGGCCUGGAGGGCUGCAGCGGCCCUCCACAGCCCCGUGUAUCGAUACGUGGUGACGUACACGCCGUCAGGACCCGUGACCUCGUUCAGCGACCUGCUGCCGUUCCCCAGCCGCUUCUCCUUCCACUCUCUGGACAUCUUGGCGUUCUUUGGAGGGCUGGAGGACGCUUUGGGGAAACCUCUCUCUGACGAAGACAGGAAGUUCCAGGAUCUCAUCACACGCCACUUCGUCAACUUUGCCAAAACAGGUAAGAUGGAGAGCGAGUGGCCAGAAUACCCAUCAGCCAUUGCUGUCCUGACGGACAGCCUGUCUGUGCACCAGAACUACUCGGACGCUCGGUGUCAGCUGUGGAAGUCUAACGGCCUGUACGACUACGCCUGGAUGGACUGACGGCACACUGAAGACGGACGGACCGCGUUUCUCUGAACACUCCAUCAGUGUGCAUCAAGGUUUAAAUCACUGCUCAGGCAGACAAACACGGGUUCAACACUCCAGCUUUAAUCCUGCAGCUCAAAUCCACGUGACUCACUGUACGUGUGAAAGUUGAACAUUCAGUAUAUUUGAAGUGUGGAUUGAUUUCUCUGUAGUUUAAAUCUGCUGUUAUGAAGAAAGGAGAACGUCCACGUCUGAAUAUAGCCUCUCUCAUUUACUCUAACGUCCACUGGAGGGCGUCUACGUCUAAAGGCUGAUUUAUACUUCUGCGUCGAAUCGACGGCGUAGCUGACGUGCACCUCCUCCAAAAUGUAACUACGCGUAGAGCCGACACGGACCGCAGGCUUUACAAGCCUUAAGACUCAAGCCCUUUUCUUAUUGCAAGUUUGACACAAUGUUUAAAACCCUGGAACAUCUCUCCUCCAGUAUGAACGUCUCAGAUGUUUAAUGGUGGGAUGGAGUUUGACCGCUGUGAGACAUUAGAAAGAGGCGUGGCACUUCAACUGUUAUACUUUUUUAUUCUUGUUGUUGAAUCAGAUCAGCUUUUUUCACAUGUUUAUAACAAACCUCUACCUCUCUCUCUCUCUCUCUCUCUCUCUCUCUCUCUCUCUCUCUCUCUCUCUCUCUCUCUCUCUCUCUCUCUCUCUCUCUCUCUCUCCACCAUGAUUGUUUUUGAACCACUCAUAAGCUCUGAUUCUUUACGCUGUGUUAACAGCUUGAUUUUUUACCGCGGCUGCUUUGAUGUAAUCACUCUUUUUACACUCAAUAAAUUGAAACCACUUGAA
Messenger RNA from Notolabrus celidotus (New Zealand spotty), 2748 nucleotides. RefSeq names its product para-nitrobenzyl esterase-like. The transcript has 10 exons. NCBI's taxonomy places the organism in Eukaryota, Metazoa, Chordata, Actinopteri, Labriformes, Labridae. The record is from RefSeq and is a predicted model, not a curated record. The coding region runs from base 137 to 1921 and encodes 594 amino acids.